This is a messenger RNA of Aspergillus udagawae, 3072 nucleotides long. It is a transcript of the gene Fma-KR, whose product is annotated as putative PKS-like enzyme. Gene Ontology annotation, biological process: secondary metabolite biosynthetic process; fatty acid biosynthetic process. The record is from RefSeq and is a predicted model, not a curated record. Bases 1 to 3072 code for a protein of 1023 amino acids. Gene Ontology annotation, molecular function: fatty acid synthase activity. NCBI's taxonomy places the organism in Eukaryota, Fungi, Ascomycota, Eurotiomycetes, Eurotiales, Aspergillaceae. The transcript is spliced from 3 exons.
AUGCUAGAAUUGCCUAACGAGCUGUUGGGGAGCCGAGUCCCUGGUGGUACGGGAUCUGAGCCGAGAUGGCGGCGCAUCUUCAAGCUAGAAGACUUGCCAUGGCUGGGAGCUCACCACAUACAGAAUCAGACCGUUAUUCCUACAGCUUUGUUUUGCGUCAUGGCCCUUGCGGCCGCGAUGGAUAUCAGCAAUGGCAAACAAGCAGACAGCAUCGAGCUCUCCGACAUUACCAUCGGGCGACCGAUUGUACUAGAAGCAUCUUCAGUGGAGAUUGAGACCUCGCUAUCUAUAAGCAGUCUUGUCGACUCUGGUAUCGAUGGAAUUGACACAGUCCAGGCAGACUUCAGUCUCAAUAAGAGCGCCCCGCAGGAUCCGAACACGGUCACGGUAGCCAAGGGAAGGUUACGCAUGACUUUUGCGGACCACGAGUUAGGGUUGUUUUCCUCCUCCAGACCAUCCAAGCCGUGCGGGUUGAGACCUGUGAACAUCAAUCAAUUUUACGAUUCCCUGAGAGACAUUGGCCUGAGCUAUGGUGGACCUUUCAGAGCUUUGACUUCUGCUGAGAGGCGUAUGGAUUAUGCAUGCGGUGUCGUCGCGCCGACGACCGGGGGAGCAUCAAGUAUAUCGGCUCUGCUUCACCCAGCCAUCCUGGAAGCUUGCUUCCAGACACUCUUACUUGCCUUUGCUGCCCCUCGGGAUGGUUCAUUAUGGACGGCAUUCGCACCUACAAAGAUCGGUCGUCUGACAUUGUUUCCAAAUUCAUGCUUCGGCCUCGAUACACCAGCCUCAGUAACUGUCGAUGCGCACCUACAGGAAUAUACUUCCGGGUAUGAAUCAGAGAUACCAAUAAUUUAUGGAGAUGUCAACGUCUACAGUUCAGACACUGCGCAAUUACAAUUCCGCCUCGAAAAUGUCACCAUAAGCCCCAUAACUCGCUCUACAGAAAGGCAAGACAGACAGCUGUACUUGAAAAAGAUAUGGCGACCAGACAUUCUCUCGGGGCCAGGGCUCAAGCAAGAGAACCAUAUCUCCAGUUACGAGCGCCUUGGCCUUUCGCAGGCUCACAAGUAUAUACUUGCGGCAAGCAGACUGAUCUCACAUCGCUACGCAAAGUUAAAAAUUCUCCAAGUUGGGACGUCAUGCAUCAACUUGGUUCAAGCUUUAUGUCAUGCGAUGGGAAAUUCCAUGGGCUCAUACACGAUUGCGGAUGCAUCGGACAGGGCCAUUGACGAUAUGAGGCGGGGCUUGAUGUCAGACGACCCAGCUAUCGAGUUCAUAGUUGUUGACAUUCUACGGGACGUUGGAAGGUUGGACGAAACCACCGCCCUUGGCCCAAUCGAUUUGAGCUCUUUCGACUUGAUAAUUCAUCUGAAGGCCACCUCAAAGGAGUUUGCUACAAUGAAAUCGAUCCGAGGUCUCUUAAAAUCAGGGGGUUUUCUACUGAUGACGAUGACGGUAAAAGAGGCCAUGCCGCUAGAAGCAACAGAAUUUGUCCGCAAAGAGAUACACGACACCUUGCAGAGCGUUGGGUUUUCGGGAGUUAGUUCAUUGGCAAAGGAUCAAGAACCGGAUUCGCCUUUUGUCAUCUUGUCACAGGCCGUCGAUGAUCAAGUCAACUUUCUCACAAGUCCACUAAACUCGAAACCGCCCUUUACUACCAGCGGAACACUUCUUGUUAUAGGUGGCGUCACGCAAGAGAUUAAACAAUUCAUUGAGGCCAUCCAGAGCAGAUUGGGAUGUGUCUGGGACGGAGAAAUCAUGCUAAUUAGGUCCCUGACCGACUUGAAGAGCCGAGACCUUGACCAAGUGGAAGCUGUGCUUAGCUUGACCGAGUUGGAUCAGUCAGUACUGGAAAGUCUCAGUCGUGAUACCUUUCAAGGCCUGCAUCAACUGCUGAACGGGUCCAAGACAGUCUUGUGGGUCACUUAUAGCGCCGAAAAUCUAAACCCGCACCAAAGCGGUACAAUUGGACUUGUGCGAGCCGUCCAAGCUGAAAAUCCGGACAAGGUUCUGCAGGUCCUCAAUUUGGAUCAAAUUGAUGGCAGCCAGACCCUCGUCGCGGAGAGCUUCCUUCGGCUCAUCGGGGCCGUUAGGAUGAGAGACGAUAGCUCAAAUAGGUUGUGGACGGUCGAACCGGAGCUGUCCGUCCAACGGGGGAAACUUCUCAUCCCGAGGGUGCUUUUCGACAAGAAGCGCAACGAUCGUCUCAACUGUUCAAGGCGGAGAGUGGAGGCUUCAGAUCCCUUUGAGAAGCAGUCUGGAACCCUUGUCCGUCCUAUUGAUCCUUCGGGUCUUUUCUCGCCGGACAAGACGUAUGUUCUUAUUGGCCUUAGCGGUCAGAUCGGCCAGUCUAUCACCAGAUGGAUUGUCGGGAGUGGUGGACGUCACAUUGUGAUCACAAGCCGGAAUCCCGACAAGGACGGACUCUGGAUAAAAGAGCUGGAAAAGCAAGGCGCCAAUGUUGUGAUCAAGGCAGCAGAUGUUACCAAGAAUCAAGACAUGAUCAACCUCCGCAACCACAUUCUUAGCACUAUGCCCCCUAUCGGAGGUGUGGCAAACGGCGCAAUGCUUCAGUCGAAUUGUUUCUUUUCCGAUCUAACGUACGACGACCUACAGGAAGUACUGAGGCCAAAGGUGGACGGGUCUCUGGUCCUGAAUGAGGUCUUCUCCAGGGAUGAUCUUGACUUUUUUCUGCUGUUAUCGUCCAUCUCGGCUGUGGUUGGGCAGCCAUUCCAAGCCAACUACGAUGCUGCUAAUAAUUUUAUGACCGGUUUGGUGUCCCAGAGACGAGCCCGCAACCUGCCUGCCUCGGUGAUCAACCUUGGCCCGAUCAUAGGGCUCGGUUUCAUCCAGAAUAUUGAUAGCAGUGGAGGUUCGGAGGCGGUGAUUUCUACGUUGAGAGGUCUGGAUUAUAUGCUUGUCUCCGACCGUGAGCUUCAUCACAUAUUGGCCGAAGCAAUCCUCAUUGGAAAGAGCGAUGAGACUCCGGAGAUUAUUACUGGGCUAGAAACCGUCUCCGACAAUCCCCCACCGUUCUGGCACAAGAGCUUGCUCUUUUCACAUAUUAUAUAG